AUGCCAGGAGGAGUAUUCAAGAUAUCACCGGGGGUACAGUCGUACGAUUGGGGUAAGAAAGGCUCGGCGUCUCUUGCGGCUCAAUUCGCCCAGACGUCAGUCAAAGGUUUCCAGAUCGAUGAUAACAAGACUUAUGCUGAGCUUUGGAUGGGUACACAUCCUAAUGUACCAUCAAAGCUCGAAAACGACCAACUCCUCUCAGACCAUCUCAAAUCAAACCAUCAUUUGAUAGGAGAUAAAGUAUCAACUAAAUUUGAAGAUACAAAAGAAGGCGCUCUACCAUUUCUUUUCAAAGUGUUGAGUAUAGGUACAGCGUUGAGUAUACAGGCCCAUCCUGACAAGGCUCUGGCGAGAAAGCUUUUUGAUGAGCGGCCAGACGUCUACAAGGAUCCAAAUCACAAACCAGAAAUGGCAAUUGCUCUCACUCCUUUCUUAGCAUUCCUCAACUUCCUUCCUCUACCCAUACUCUUGCUCAACCUACUCAGCGUGGACGAGCUUAAACCUCUUAUCCCUUCCGAGCUCGUCACAUCACUUGCUUCAUCACUUACACUGCCUACUACUCGACCGCCCGACGCAUUCUUAUUCCAACCUAGCAUCUCAUCGCCCUCAACUGAGCAGAAAAAGAUACUGAAGGAUAUAUUCAAAGAGUUGAUGUCGGCGGAUGAAGAUCUGGUCACUACUGCUGUUAGAAGUUUAGUUGAGAGGUAUAAGAAGGGAGAUGAUGUAUUAGAAGCUGAGAAGUCUGUCGCGGAUCUAGCGAUCAUGCUUAACGAACAGUAUCCUGAUGAUGUGGGAGUUUUAUGUGUCUUCUUUCUGAACGUGGUGGAGCUGAAAAAAGGUGAAGCUGCUUUCUUGGAAGCUAAUUCGCCUCACGCAUAUAUCAAAGGAGAUAUCAUCGAAUGCAUGGCCACUUCCGAUAAUGUGGUACGAGCAGGACUCACACCUAAACUUCGUGAUGUGCCUACGUUAGUAGAGAUGUUGACAUAUGAAGCUGGACCUGGAAACAAGCAAUUACUCAAGCCGACUUCAUUUGGUGAAGACGAUUCUACCAAAUUGUACGACCCACCAAUCGAAGAGUUCUCUGUCCUUCGCGUCGAAUUGGCACAUGGCGAGAAGACGUCUCAUGAAGCGAUUGAGGGUCCUUCUAUCGCUGUCGUCACCGAAGGUAAAGGAGUUGUAGGAAGUGAUGGGGAUGAGUUGGACUUUGAACGAGGCGAUGUCAUAUUCAUUGGAGCUGGCGAGCAAGUCGACUGGGAAGCGAAGGAGAAACUGGAAAUCUUCAGAGCUUUCGUAGAAGCUUAG
Kwoniella shivajii is the source of this 1302-nucleotide messenger RNA. Its product is annotated as mannose-6-phosphate isomerase. Gene Ontology annotation, biological process: GDP-mannose biosynthetic process; carbohydrate metabolic process. Gene Ontology annotation, cellular component: cytosol. Bases 1 to 1302 code for a protein of 433 amino acids. The transcript is spliced from 4 exons. Gene Ontology annotation, molecular function: mannose-6-phosphate isomerase activity; zinc ion binding. NCBI's taxonomy places the organism in Eukaryota, Fungi, Basidiomycota, Tremellomycetes, Tremellales, Cryptococcaceae. The record is from RefSeq and is a predicted model, not a curated record.